Molecule: messenger RNA, 3291 nt
Organism: Huiozyma naganishii CBS 8797
Lineage: Eukaryota; Fungi; Ascomycota; Saccharomycetes; Saccharomycetales; Saccharomycetaceae
Exons: 1
Coding region: 1-3291 (1096 amino acids)
Source: RefSeq, a predicted model, not a curated record
AUGAGUCAGAUAGUCAUCAGGUUCCUCCAUUUCGUUACUUGUUUGUUUUUUACUUACAGAACACCAAAGGCAAUCAUGGUUAACGUUCGAAUUGGUAGCUCAAUUGCUACUAUCUUACUAUGUAUUGCCGGAUUUGCCGCGUCAAUCUCUGUGUCUACAGAUACAAUUUUGGCGGGUUCCGUCGCUGGCACCGAGGAUGUCGAUGUCAACUCUGGCGCCUACUUGGCCAUAAUACAUGGCGCUACACAGAACUUUGGCGGUAAUGUUAACGUCGAUGGUGCUCUAUACAUUGGUAACGCUGACUCCUCGGAUGGGAAGCUAAAUACAGAUUUCACUGGAGGUUCGUUGGUCAACACUGGCCACAUUGUCGUCGACAACCGUAAUUCCUCUGCCGCUUUGAGUAUGACGUGGGGUGGCACGACCAUCGAAAAUUCAGGUGAGAUAUACUUCAACGGUGCCAACGUGAACAACAACGGGUUUACAUUGCAACCCAGUACCACCUUGAACAACAAGGGACUGAUUUACUUUGGCCAAGAUGAAAGUUCUGGCUAUUCAAGCGCGGUGAACAUCAAGGGAAAGACGAUUACAAACGAUGGGACCAUCUGCUUGAAAAACGUCAAGGCAUACCUAGACGCUUCGAUCGGCGGUUCAGGGUGUAUCACCAUUGGGGAUAACACUGUGUACGCUAUCCAAUCUACAAACAUGGGUACAUUAGGUCCUCAAACGCUCUACAUGUCUUCCUCCUCGUCCAUCAUCUACGUGGACACGAAGGGGAAAACUGAUAAUAUCAAGGUUGCUGGUUUUGGUAACGGGAAUUUUCUGAGUUUUGGUACUUCAAUUGUUAGUCACUCCUACGAUACUAAAACUGGUGUCCUGUCAUUCAGUAUCUUUAUUUUCAUUUCGCAUAAGUUCAACAUUGGUACAGGAUAUACCAACUCGUUGUUCAAGCAAGAACAAAUCUCCAAUCAUAUUGGGCUUGAUUUGGCAAACAAUGCUUUGUACUAUAAUGCACCUCCUCCAGAUGCAUCUCUUCCAAGCGCGUGUAUGCCAUGUGACAAAAGUCCUUGGAUUCCUCCUGCAUACACUCAAUUGCCAGAAACAACAACUACUGUGGCGGCUGGGGUGGAUAGCACUGCAACAGAGCUGCUUUCGUUUUACCCUACCACUGACAGAUAUGGGAGCGUAGCAACAUUGACCUCUGUGACCACCAUUCCAUUCACUAUACCUUCUGAAUAUAGCACCACUGCGACCGACGAAGCAGGAAGCUCCGCCACAGAAGUGGUUUCGUACUUCACGAAGACGGGAGCUGACAAGGGACUGGAGACUGGUACGACCACGAUCACGAUUCCAUUCACGGUUCCAUCUGCGUACACCACGACUGCUGCUAACGGGGAUGACAGCUCCGUGACUGAGAUCGUCUCGUACUUCACGAAGAUCGGGUCUGCUGGCGACCUGGAGACCGGGAUGACCACAACUACUGUUCCCUUCACAAUUCCAUCUGCGUACACCACGACAGCUGCUAACGGGAAUGACAGCUCUGCUACUGAGAUCAUCUCGUACUUCACGAAGACCGGGUCUGCUGGCGACCUGGAGACCGGGACGACCACAACUACUGUUCCCUUCACGCUGCCUUCGGCGUACACCACAACAGCUGCAAACGGCACGAGCAGAUCCGUCACCGAGAUCAUUUCGUACUUCACGAAAACCGGGUCUGCUGGCGACCUGGAAACCGGGACGACCACGACGACUGUUCCGUUCACGUUGCCUUCGGCGUACACCAUAACAGCUGCAAACGGCACGAGCAGAUCCGUCACCGAGAUCAUUUCGUACUUCACGAAAACCGGGUCUGCUGGCGACCUGGAAACCGGGACGACCACGACGACUGUUCCGUUCACGUUGCCUUCGGCGUACACCAUAACAGGACUUGAUGCCAUGGAGCGUUCGAGGACGGAAUUUGUGUCGUUUUUCACCAAGACUGGUUCUGCAGGUGAUUUGGAAACGGGGACGACCACUUUGGUCAUUAUCGCUUCUUCUUCGGUUACCCCUUCCUCUGUUGCCUCCUCUGAGUCCACGAGCUCCGAACUUGCAUCUGUUUCAUCGACAGCUUCUUACGCGACUACUGUUGCAUCGAGUGUCAGCAUUGCUCCAUCGAGCUCGGCUGUUCCUUGGACGACGUUAUUCUUUUAUGAUCCGCGGGUUCAGGCUGUUGAGUUGUCCGUGUAUGCGAACGAUAUUGCCCACCAUCAGAGCGAAUACGACUCGUACAACGAGCUCCGCACGAGCAUGAGAUACCCACAGGCUGUUGCCUCUGCUGCUUCGGAUAUUGCCGCUACCAGAUCUGAGCCUAAUUGGUCCAACAUUGUCACGAUGGUGGAUACCGUUUCUGUCUGUGGGUUGAUAAGUGGUGUUCCGUGGUAUUCCACGAGAUUGCAGCAAUCCUUGGAUGCUGCCUUCAGAGCCAGACAUAUUGUUGUUGUCUACCCAUCCAACGUUGCAUCGCGCCCAGUAUCGUCUACCGCCUCGCCAUUGACGAGUUCUGUUGCCUCGUCUAGAAAGACCACUUCCCGUACGAGCCUUGUUUCGAGCGUUACCUCAACUGCGAACCAUCCAUCUGCCAUAUCUGGGAGCCCAUCCAAAGCUUUGAAAUCGGUUGUUACAGGGGUUGCAUCGUUGCGUGUCUCCACCGAAUGGGAUGUUAUCACGAAGCAUUUCAGAAACACGACAAUUGUGACCAGUUGUCCUCCAGACUCUGCUACGAGAGUCCCCACCACUGUCGCGGCCACUGUUGCUACCACAGAAUGUGAUGAAGUUUGUCAAAAGGGGAAUGAUGUCGCUAAAACUACCACAGCUCCAACUACCAUCGUAACUGUAACUUCAGGGACCAUUCAUAUGGAGACUGCCACAGUUUGUGAUGAGGAAUGUCAAUCCAGGAAGACCACAGAAGCCACCACCACACAACAGCCAGUUGCUGGGAUCACCAGUGUCACCAGUACUGGUGCCGGUGCUGGAGAAGCGGCUACCAUUGGAGCAGCAGCAGAGGUCAAAACGCCAACUGCUGAGACGACGGCCGCCACUGCGGGCCAUAAAGAUACCACUGUAUUAUCCGCAAACAAGUCUGCCACCUCUGCGGCCACCUCUGUGCCCACCCCAGCUGCACCUUCUCAAGUGACCAAUGUCACCCCUACAAGCACAAUGGCGCCACUGAUCAACAUCCAAUCUGCUAACGGCGCCGUGAGAUACGUGUGCGAAGCCGGUUACGCCGUGUUUGCCCUUGCCGCCCUUGUAUUGUAA